AUGACAAGUCUUGCGGAUACGUUGACAAAGUACAGUACGAUUGGUGCGGCCACAACCUUGGGAUGGGCCGGGGAUGAAUAUGCACGGGAGUACAUGCAAAGGCUUCUGGUACGCGCCCAUGCCAUUCUUUCAGCGCAUAACUGGAAGAUCAGACAUUUGAAGGAAUUUUAUCCACGUAGCGCACGUUUGUUGGGGCUCAAUGUGAACAGGGGGGAUGAGGUCUGCGUUCGAUUUCGUGCGCCAAGUGCAAAGAACACCUUUCUUCCCUUUACAGAUGUCAUCUGUACAAUGUUGCACGAGCUGGCGCAUUGCCGGUAUUCCAGACAUGACAAAUACUUCUGGGGCCUUUACUCCCAGCUUGUCACCGAGUGUGAGCAGUUGGAGGUGGGUAUUGCAUGCGGAAAAAUUGUUGGAACUGCAAGCCAGCAGUUCCGCUUCACAGGAAGUCAUCGUUUGGGUGGAAGCGGACCGUCACUGCACCCAAAUUGUUUAACCUCAAUGCGAAAAAUUCUUGCGGACGCUGCCCUGAAACGAAUUCAGCUGAGUCGUUUUGGGGAGUUUGAUGGAUGUGGCUGUGAUGAUGCUGCCACGUCCUCAAGUACAGCAAUGGGGAACGAUGGUUGGAUUUGUAAAAGAUGUGGAAAUGUUAAUAUGUCUGUUCUCACGGUGUGCGAUUUCUGCUCCGAUAUCUUGGACCCUAUCGGAACCGAGGAAGGAUGGGAUUGUACACGGUGUUCGUUCCACAACUACUGCAGUCUGCAGCACUGUGAGGCCUGCAGUUAUCCACGUUCAAAUACACCUGACUCUUCACAAUGUGCCGUGCAACAUAUUAAAGUUUUUGGUGCCCAAACAGGAAAUUUGUCUGCUCACGGUUUACUGGGUCGCUUAGCGGAUGUUUUGGAUCCCAUCCUUCGGGAAAGGGGAUGGCAGGUGAUAUGUCUCAAUGAGUUUUCUCCAACAACACUGACGGUGAUGUCUCAAGGAGAAUUUAUAGACUCAAGACGUGCAGUACUGAGAGUCCGUCUUCGUUCACCAAAUACACCCUCAGAAUUUCUGUCUUUUGCGUACGUCUGCACCGCUGCUCUUCACCAGCUGGCUCACAUGGUAGAACGUCAUCAUGGAGUCGCGUUCUUUGAGGUUUGGGUAUCAAUGCUAAAUUGCUGCCUGAUGACGGAAAAGGUGCAAGAAGAUGUGGUGAUGUCCGAAGAUAUUAAAGGGAGUUUGCUUCAGUUUACAAGACGGUUAGAGACUAUACUUGAGGAUCAAAGAGGUGGUGGGAAACGGCCGCUGACGAUGACCUCAAUGCAUUCCCUCGUUGCGGAUUGUGGAAAUGUUGUGAAACGCGAGAGGUCGUCUGAAGAGGAUGGAAUGACAGGAAAUAUCCAUCACGACUGUGUGGAUUCUUUUAGAAACUGGGUGUGCAGUGGGUGCGGUUUUCUCAAUUCUAUAGGGGCAUUCCUGUACUGUGAGGUUUGUGGCACAACUCGCUUGCCCUGCACACCGUCGCUAGAGAAACGACGGGGUUCUUUGGAGGCAAUUGUCAUCACUGACGACGAUGACGAUGAGAAGGAGGGAUAUUCCUCAUGUGACAGUGAAGACGUUGUGGUGGUGGCGGUCUGA
Molecule: messenger RNA, 1620 nt
Organism: Trypanosoma cruzi
Lineage: Eukaryota; Euglenozoa; Kinetoplastea; Trypanosomatida; Trypanosomatidae
Exons: 1
Coding region: 1-1620 (539 amino acids)
Source: RefSeq, a predicted model, not a curated record